UAGGAUAAUUGGCGUUCAAAACUAGAAAUACCAAAGAACAUAGAAGUGGAAAAGUCGAAGAAAAACAGAGAACAGAGAAGAAAAGGCGAGGAAGAAGAAGCUGAAGCAGGUGGGGAGACUGAGAUUGACCAAAUGGAAGUGGCCGGAGACAUGGAAGUGACCGGUGAUGUGGUGGUUUCCCAAGUGAUUUUCUUACCAUUGAAGCCCGAAGCAUUUAGUUUAUUGAUUUUACUUUGUAACAUCCUGUUAAACGAGCUACCAGGUGUUCUGUGGAUCUAUAGGACGACGGUCAGAACCCCCACAGGGGAAACUCUUUUCAAGCUAGCCUAUGGAAGUGAAGCAAUUAUACCUGCAGAAGUACAUAUGGCCAAUCACAGGGUAAUGAAGUAUCAAGACAAGGAUAACGAGGAACAACUCUACCUAAACGUAGAUCUGAUAGACGAGGUGAGGAUGGAUGCAAAGCAAAGGACAACAAGGUAUAAGAACCUCAUGGCUAAGCAAUAUGAUGCAAUGGUGAAACCUAGGUGUUUCAACAUAGGGGACCUUAUCUUGAAAAAGGGUCUCUUUGGCAACCAAAAACCUAGCUAAUGGGAAAUUGGAACCUAACUGGGAAGGACCCUACAAGGUUAUCAAUUGCAAAAGGCAAGGAUCCUACUACUUAGAGACCUUGGAUGGGAAGAAAUUGGAGUAUCCUUGGAAUGUAAGAAGGUAUUAUCAAUAAGAUAUCAGCCUAGACGAGCAUUAUCCUAGACGAGCCCAAGUGUGUUUUGUUUAUCUACAUGUUGUUAGCAUUAUAUAUGUUGAAUUAACUCCUUAAGGUUAUGUUAGUUUCUAAACUAUGUGGUGUGGACUAUGGACGAAG
Molecule: messenger RNA, 862 nt
Organism: Quercus lobata
Lineage: Eukaryota; Viridiplantae; Streptophyta; Magnoliopsida; Fagales; Fagaceae
Exons: 2
Coding region: 133-588 (151 amino acids)
Source: RefSeq, a predicted model, not a curated record